Metarhizium album ARSEF 1941 is the source of this 1611-nucleotide messenger RNA. Its product is annotated as RING-5 like protein. Gene Ontology annotation, biological process: ubiquitin-dependent protein catabolic process; protein polyubiquitination; positive regulation of proteasomal ubiquitin-dependent protein catabolic process. The transcript has 3 exons. The coding region runs from base 1 to 1611 and encodes 536 amino acids. The record is from RefSeq and is a predicted model, not a curated record. Lineage: Eukaryota; Fungi; Ascomycota; Sordariomycetes; Hypocreales; Clavicipitaceae. Gene Ontology annotation, cellular component: ubiquitin ligase complex; cytoplasm. Gene Ontology annotation, molecular function: ubiquitin protein ligase activity; ubiquitin conjugating enzyme binding; zinc ion binding.
AUGGAUUCGGAGGAGGAAUACAUGUCUGGCAUGUCCACGGACGCCGAGGGCAUGCAGGAGUACAGCGGAGAUGAGAUGUCUGCUGCCGAAGAGUCUCACAAGUAUCCCGCUGCUCCAGAUUUCGAAGAUGAUUUCGACGAACCUGACCCCGACUUUGGAAUAUCCUCCAAGGACAUCGGCAAGACCAAACAGCCGGCUCACAUCGUUUCGUUCAAAGUCCUCCAGCCUUCCGACAUCCAACACCAACAAGACGCAAUGAUCAAUGAGGUGAAUAUGAUCUUGGACAUGCGCAAGGAGGACGCCGCCAUUAUGCUGCGAUAUUUCCGAUGGAACAAGGAACGCUUGCUCGAAGACUACAUGGACCGACCUGACAAGGUCCUUGAAGCUGCGGGCCUAAGUAGCAAUACAGCUGCCUUGCCAAAGCUGGAGGCGGUUCCUGGCUUUAUGUGUGACAUUUGCUGUGAAGACGAGGACGGCAUGCAGACGUUUGCAUUGAGGUGCGGACACAGGUACUGCGUCGAUUGUUACCGACAGUACUUGACCCAGAAAAUCAAGGGCGAAGGCGAAGCAGCCCGCAUCCAGUGUCCUGCCGACGGCUGUGGCCGCAUUCUCGACUCUCGAUCGUUGGACCUGCUCGUCACGCCCGAGCUGACCGGCCGCUAUCGUGAAUUACUAAACCGGACCUACGUCGAGGACAAGGACAUUUUCAAAUGGUGCCCAGCUCCCGACUGCCCAAACGUUGUCGAGUGCGGCCUCAAGAAGAAGGAUCUGGAAAAGAUCGUUCCGUCUGUGGAGUGCCUGUGCGGGUACAGAUUCUGCUUCGGAUGUCCAAUUGCCGAUCACCAGCCCGCGCCUUGCGAGCUCGUCAAGAGGUGGUUGAAGAAAUGUGCCGACGACUCAGAAACCGCAAACUGGAUCUCGGCAAACACAAAGGAGUGUCCCAAAUGCUGCUCAACAAUCGAAAAGAACGGCGGAUGCAAUCACAUGACGUGCAGGAAAUGCAAGUACGAAUUUUGCUGGAUGUGCAUGGGUCUCUGGUCAGAGCACGGCACCAGCUGGUACAAUUGCAACCGAUACGAAGAGAAGAGCGGUUCCGAGGCACGAGAUGCACAGGCCAAGUCAAGGACAUCGUUGGAGCGCUACUUGCACUACUACAACCGUUAUGCCAACCACGAGCAGUCUGCAAGGCUGGACAAGGACAUUGCGCAAAAGACGGAGAAGAAGAUGAUACAGCUGCAGACGACCUCGGGCAUGUCGUGGAUCGAAGUGCAGUACCUUCAUUCGGCCUCUCAAGCUCUCCAGACUUGCCGACAGACGCUUAAGUGGACGUAUGCCUUUGCCUUCUACCUGGCCAGAAACAACCUGACGGAAAUCUUCGAGGACAACCAGAAGGACUUGGAAAUGGCGGUGGAAAACUUGUCCGAGAUGUUUGAGAAGCCCAUUGGGGAGCUGUCCGAUCCCAAGCUGAAGGUGGACAUUAUGGACAAGACGUCGUACUGCAACAAGCGCCGUGUCAUUUUGCUCGAGGACACGGCCGAGAACCUUGCAAAGUCAAAAUGGACCUUCAACGCGGACCUCGUCGCCCCUCCUGUCGUAAACACCCGCCGCUAA